Molecule: messenger RNA, 1059 nt
Organism: Erythranthe guttata (spotted monkey flower)
Lineage: Eukaryota; Viridiplantae; Streptophyta; Magnoliopsida; Lamiales; Phrymaceae
Source: RefSeq, a predicted model, not a curated record
UGAACAGAUAAUAUACUAUAUCAGAUUUUGUCAUUCCCAAUGGUCUCAGACGCGCCCAAUGCGUGUGACCGACACGCUCCACUUUAUCAUUUACUUCAUUUUCCCCCUUUUUCACAUUCGUUCUCCAAAUGGGAAACCCUAAUCCCAUGAUUCGGCACUUCUGAUCGUUUGAAAAUUUAUCCUGUAUGAUCCCAAAUUCGGAAAACGUUCCAUAAACUUUUUCCCGAAGCUUAGGGUUUUGGAGAUGUACAAUAACGAAGAUGAAUUGCAAUUAUCCAUCUACAAACCCCUGACUUUCACCGGCGGCUGCAUGGAAAUCCGGCUGUUCUACGUCCGCGUCGCCCCCUGCGCGGUGGAAUGCCUCCCGGACCACCUCAUCCUCCGCCAUCUCCGCCGCGAGGCCGGCGUUUUCCUGGAAAUCAACGGCGUUCGCGUCCCCCCAUCCGACGCCGUUUCGGUCACGCUCCGCCGCGAUCGUUGCAGCAAGGACACCUCCGACGUCACGUACGUCAACACCGACAGCGUCAAAAUCUCCGGCCCCUUGGAAUUCGAGGUGUGCCAUGAAGAUGGAAAUGAAUUGGAUUUGAUCCUCUGCGGCUCGGUGCAGAGGGAUGAAUAUGAUGCUGCUCCGGCGGCGUGGUGUAGUAAUGGUGGUGAAUCAGUGAGCGAUUCUAAAAAUGGUUGGAAUAUGGAUUGCUAUGUGGCGAAUGUCACUGCAAUGAGUGGGAGGUCGACGUUUUUUCAGCCGAAGAUUGGUGUUUCGUCGCCCACGAUCGAGGUUUAUGUUGCGGGGUGCUGCUCAGGAAUGCCGGUUAUUUUGACGAAGAUGACUUUAGUCAGUCCAAGAAAGAAGGUGUUGAGGCAAGGGAUGCUCGAUGCGAUACCUGAGGAUGAGGAGAUAGGGAAGGAUAACACGAGUUUUAGCAACGAGUUGGUUCGGCAAAGAAGUUCACAGUUGAUGAAAGCAUGACACGGACGAUUACGACUCGGAUGGGAAGGUUAAACCAAACUAUUACUUAGAAGACAUGUAUUCUGUUGAAGAUGGCGAACUUUCGUGGU